UGAGGAUUGAGUUUCCUGUUACCGCCACGCUACGAGAAAGUUGAAAGAUUUGCGUUGUUUGAGUUUUCAAUUUAAAUUUUAGCUGAACAUCAAAAGUGAAAUCCCAGAAGGACUUAUCAAUCGUUUUAAACUUUCGAGUCAAAAGAACAGACUCAUAAUGACUAAGGCAAAGUCGAUGACGCCAAAAAGUCAGACCUCGACACCGAAGAGUGAUUUGAAAGGGGUGAAAAACACAUCUAUUGGUAAGAACAAAACACCAAAAUUUAAGAAAACACCAACUGGCAAGGUCGCUUUGAUAAAUGGCACACCCAAAGGCAAAGGUAAUCAAAACACAGAGAACAACACACCCAAAGGCAAGGUGAAUACACCAUUAAACACUCCUAAGCACAAAGGUAACAUUAAGCCUAAUACUCCAAACAACAAACAGGCUUCACCUGGGAAUAAGAAAAAAAGUCCUGUAGGAAAAUUGCCGUUACAGAAACUUUCUGAAAUUGAACAAAAAAUUGUUAAAAUUACCGAAGAUGACGACGAUGACUCUGAUAAUUCUGAUGAGGAUAUCAACGAAGGUGUUGAAAUAAACGAGGAUGUUAGCGAUGAGGAGGCUGACAGCGACUCCGAGGACGAUGAAGGAUCUGACGAAGAUGUUGGCAUCAACAAUAUAUUGGGCAACAGUCUAGCUGAGGACUCGGAUGAUGAUGAUUCGGAUUUCGACGACAAUGGAGAUGGGGAAGAAGGAGAGGAGGAGGAGGUUGUCAACAAAGGAGUUAAACAGUUUAAAGGACUUAAGCCAAGCAUUGAGCAGAGCGACGAUGCAGAAGAGGAAGAAGAGGAAGACUCUGAUAGCGAGGAUGAUGAAGACGAUUCCCUCAAUGAUUCUGGACCUGGAUUGAAAGCCUUGUUGGGACAAAGCCUGGCAGAUGAUGAUGACGACGAAGAUUUCACUGAUAAUGACGAAGAGGAGGAUGAUGAUGAGGAUAUCAGCGAUGAAGAGGAGGAUGAAGAUCACACUUCGCCAAUCAAAAAACAGAAAGUAGUAGCUGAGGAAAAGGAUGACGAGGAUGAAGAAGAGGACAGCGAUGAUGAUGAAGAAGAUGAGGAUAGCGAUGAUGCUGAAGAUGAUACGGAAACUUCUAAGCUUUCAUUGCUAGAAAAUAAUUCUGACAAUGAUGACGAGGAGGAAGAUGACGAUGAGGAAGAUGAUGAUGAGGAUUUGGCAGAUGGUAAAUCUUUAGAUGACUCAGGUAAAGAACUCACGCCACAGGAAAUUGAGGCUAGAAAUAGACGGUCGAUAUACGUCGGCAAUCUUCCAAAAGAUGUGGUAAAAGAACAGUUGAUAAAACUGUUCAAAAAGUUUGGACCUAUUGAAGUAAUCAGAAUAAGGGGAGGCAUUGGAAAAGAUGGUAAAACUUCGAAAAAACUUUCUAUUAUUAAGAGAGAUCAACUUCAUCCAGUUGUAUCCUCGUUACAUGCAUACAUCAGAUACCACGCUGAAGAUGCAGCAAAGAAAGCUCUUUCAAUGAACGGACACAAGUUUAAUGAAUUUUUCUUGAGGGUUGAUUUGGUUAGCGGCGACGGUCCUAAACCUGACCAAAAAAAAGCUGUCUUCCUGGGCAAUUUGCCUUUCAAAAUUGAUGACAACUCGAUUUGGUCCCACUUUGAGGAUUGUGGUAAAAUUUUAUCUGUACGAAUCGUCAGAGAUAAGAAAACGAAAAUAGGCAAGGGCUUUGGAUACAUCAAUUUCGAAAAUUCCGACUCAGUUGCCCUAGCACUCAAGCUUAACGGCACUACUCUUCUCAAUCGAGAAAUCAGGGUGAAUACAUGCACAGAUAAACCUUCGUCUCAAAAGAAACAGGGACCAUUAAGUCAAAAAAGGCCUCAUUCCAAACCCAAUCAAGGUACUUCACCCAAAAGACGUAAGGACAACUCCAAUGACCCAAUUGCGUUAGCGACUCACAAUAGUCAAAAUGCUCAACAAAGGAAAGAGACAAAACAACAGAAGCGUUCACAAGGGGAACAACAGAGGCAAAAAGGGAAUGAGCAGCCGGGCAGCAAAUCAGGCAAUGGUUUUCAAGGGCAGAAAGCUGAUAAGAAAAAAAAACAAAAGUUCAACAAGUUUGACAAGAAAAAGAAACAGAUAGCAGCUAAAUUUGCUGCUAAGCCGAAAUAACUUUCCACCGAUGAGAUAUAGGCAGGAAUUUAAUAAUAUUAAUUCAGUUUAUUUUUAUUCUCACGCCUUCAUAUUCCAAUAUACAGGAAUUGCACACGUAAUACGAUAAACAUGUGCAUUAAUUUCGAAAAAAUUGUUCACUCAGUGAUUACGGUAGAUCCUAUGUUACUAAUGUGUUUCUGUAAUUUUGUAUGUGUGAGUGUGACACGUAAACUGUAUAUAUAAUGUGCUGACGAGAAAGUGUGCUUUCACAUUCUGUAACAUCCAUUUUUUUUAAUAAGAACUUAUGAAAGUAACAUGCCACUUGUA
This is a messenger RNA of Diprion similis, 2476 nucleotides long. Its product is annotated as RNA-binding protein 34-like. Gene Ontology annotation, molecular function: RNA binding. The record is from RefSeq and is a predicted model, not a curated record. NCBI's taxonomy places the organism in Eukaryota, Metazoa, Arthropoda, Insecta, Hymenoptera, Diprionidae. Bases 158 to 2167 code for a protein of 669 amino acids. The transcript has 4 exons.